This is a messenger RNA of Formica exsecta, 5348 nucleotides long. RefSeq lists its product as uncharacterized. The transcript is spliced from 14 exons. Gene Ontology annotation, biological process: calcium-ion regulated exocytosis; regulation of dopamine secretion; regulation of calcium ion-dependent exocytosis. Lineage: Eukaryota; Metazoa; Arthropoda; Insecta; Hymenoptera; Formicidae. Gene Ontology annotation, molecular function: phosphatidylserine binding; clathrin binding; calcium-dependent phospholipid binding. Bases 382 to 3309 code for a protein of 975 amino acids. The record is from RefSeq and is a predicted model, not a curated record.
UCGUGCGAGGUGCGAGGUUCGCGCAAGCUCGCGUGCUCGUCGUCGCCCCGCUCGUACUCGUGCUCGUUGCCGCCGCCACCCUCGAGAAAGACAGACGGACAAACCUUCUCUCAACCCGCGCGACAGAAGAGGUCGAUCCGGUUUAUCUCGUCGAGACAAACGUCGUUCGCUCGUCCGAGUUUGAAAAGAGGAGAUUAAGCCAAGGACGGGAGACGACCAUGCCGGAGGAUGAGCAGGACACGCAGUCGGAAUCCUGGUACGCGAGAUAGUGGAGGACAAUCAUCUGACGAAUGAUAGCGGCGAGCAGUCAUCUCGGUGCGAUUAGCAGCUUAAUUGAUCAGGCUCUGCUUGUAAGAUUUAUCGGAUUUAGCAUUCGCAACAAUGGGCUGGGCUAUCACCGGUCUCGGAGUAGUUUUGGUCAUCGUCAUCGCUGCCGGAGCUACACUUGUUCUUUGCAGAAGAUAUUGCAUCGGAUGGCAAUUUGGCACGAGGAAUGUCUGGAGCGUCUGCGAGGAAUGGAGACAGAGGCUUUCUUGGCUUUGGGCACCGCGGGAGGAAAAGGUGGGAUUGGUGAAGGCUCAGCAUCCGACCGCCCAGACAAUACCAGGCCUAUAUCGUCAAACUGGGAAUACCUCUCAACAUCUCCUGCAUAGCGAUAGCGACCUCCGGCUAGAUGCGCAAGGCGCCUUUACCAGAUUUGAGGCUGUCGACAGGGAUUUACAUCCGCCCCUCGGCAACAGCACGAUACCGCCACAACCGCUACGACCAGCUCCUCAACCACGACCGACCGCUCGUCCGAGGCCGUCGCCACUUCAGACGCCGAGCACCGUCGACUACCUGAAGAUGCACGAGGCCGGUCCGGGUCCGCUGACGCCGCCGCCGUCGUUGCAGAGAGGAUCGAUACGAUCGAGAGCCACCGGUCCGUCCGUGUUUCUCUUUCAGAGCGAGCCACCGAAGAAUCACGGCCCCUUCCCGCCGUCGAUCGAACAUUCCGCCUUCUUGUUCGACGAUCCGAAAACGAUAGCAGAAAACAUUCAGAUGACGCCUUAUACCGAACAAAACCAUGUGGAUUCCAGAUCUAUCAGACAAUUUGAGCAUCCUUCCAAAGAUCCGGCGCGGCUUAGGUACGGGAUGAACCAUUCCUUAGACAGCCGCUUGGACAGCGAGGAUGUCAAUCGGAAUUACGGCGACUACGAAAUCGUCCAGAGGAAUCAUGUCGUGCGGUCAUACGCGAGGACUGACUCGAGAGGGUUACCGAAUAGCUUGAGCGCGACAAAUUCGUCAAAUGCAGCCAGUCAGAUGAUCAUGGAAUCGAUAUACGGACCUCAAACCGUAUCCAAGAUGCUUCAGAACAGCGACGAGCUAAACCGCGAUCACAAUCGGAAAAACAGCGACAUGCAGAAUAUCGAGAUGACUCCGUUCAAAAGCACCGUUUCUGAUCAUCAGGAGGAUGUCGAUCCGUACAUCUUUCACGGCGCUUUAUCCAAGUCGCAAGACCUCCAACGAGUCUCGCAGUAUAUUCAAAGUCUGCCCGAUUUUCCCGUCUACGAGCCCGUGAACGAACUCCAAGCCUAUUCGAGUCGGGAAUCGAUAUUGUUCGCGAACGCGAUGCAGGGAUCGAUCGAAGACGAGACGAAGAUCACGAGCGAAUCGGCCUCGAGUCCGAUACCGCCGCCACCCGCGCCACCAGAUCCACCGCAGGAGAUCCCUAAGAAGAGCAGCCCGACCACCGGCGAGAGAAUCUUCAGCGCGCUCAAAUCCGUCACCACGCAGAGUUACAUAGAUGCUUCGGAGUUUUAUAAUUCGGUGCUUUCCUCGGCGCAACAAAUACAGCGGCUUACGUUCCCGCCGUUCGUAAACGAUAACACCGGAGAUAAUUUACAGGAUGCUGAAUACUUGCAAGAUAUGCGGGAUAUUUAUGCGGAAACCGAUCCGGAUGUGACCGGUCCGGAUGGUUCGAGACGGAGUUCCGAUCUUUAUAGUCCUGAACUAAAUCUGGAAGCUCACAGAACAGCGCAAGAAGUAUACAAUAGUUUACAAGAUCCACCGUCGUCUCCUUUGUUGGUUAAAGAGAACAAUCAUGAGUCUUAUACUUAUUUAUCAGAUCCGAGUUUCACCCGAACGUCGGAGGAUAUUUUCAACAGCCUCGAACAACGACGUAAAAGUAUAGAAAGAUUAAACGGCAUUCACGAAUAUGUAGAAUUUGAUGUUGCCGAUCCAUCGAGGAGACGGAAUAGCCAAGAACUCUACGCCUUAGAAGAGGUGCAACCAAAGAGACGACUUUCGCAAAAUCUGGAGGAGUCAUAUCUAGGUUACGCGAUGAACGAUUACACUAGAUUGGGAAAUCGUCGAGGUUCACUCGGUCCCGAGCCGGAACCACCGCCUGACGAAUCUACCUUAAAGAGAGCGAUCAGUUGCGAGAGCGUAUGUUCCGACACUAGCGUGAGUCUGAACGAUCUCGAAGAAGCACCCAUUGUAGGCCACAUCUGCGUCGGACUCGAACAUGAAAGAUGGGGUGGUCGCGGAAGCGACUGCGAGGGCGAUUUGGUUGUGAGCAUCUUGGAGGCCAGGGAUCUCGUUGCUGUCGAUGAUACUCCAGCGCAAGAUACUUUUGUUAGAGUAUGUCUUUUACCCGACAGGCAGACCCACGUACAAACGAGGAUUUACAGGGUAUGUCCAUCGCCUAGUUAUCAGGAAAAAUUCCUAUUUCCCCUCGAUGGCGGUCCGGCAGGCAAGACACUUCUCGUUGAGGUGUUUUCUGAUGAAUCUAGUAUCGGCGGUGGCGCAUCGUUAAUCGGUGAAGCCAGUUUAAAGCUCGGGCCUGUGGGGAGGCCACCAGCUACAACGUGGCUACCGCUCAGUGGACCUGCCUUACCCACUCCGCAUCUAGGAGAGCUGAUGUUCUCUCUCAGUUACUUGCCAACGGCAGAGAGACUCACCCUUGUAGUAGUUAAAGCUCGCAACUUGCGCGGCGCGAAUUCAACUCCGGGUGAUUUCUUCGUUAAGGUAUAUCUACUUCAACAAGGAAAAAAGAUGCAUAAAAAGAAAACGUCCGUAAAGAAAGGCGAGAAGAGUCCAAUCUUCAACGAAGCGAUAAUAUUUAGCAUGCCAGCGCACUCUUUACAGACUAUACAACUGAGAUUGACGGUGGCGGAAUUGAACGGCGACCAUAGUACGAAUCCAAAGGCGUACUCUAUCGGCCACAUCAUCAUAGGAUCUACCUCGACGGGAAAAGCGCUGGCGCAUUGGAGACAAAUGUUGGCGGCCUUGCGGCGUCCGGUCGCCAUGUGGCAUCCACUCAGAAAGUAGAAACGGAAUCGUCGCGUUCGCGGGACGAGAGCGAAAGGAUGACCGGAGCGGCGGAAAGCAGAGUCUUAAAGUAUUACUUUUCGCGCGCGCGUGUACCAUCUCGUAUAAAAUUUUGUGUCAUGCCCGCGUUCUUUGAUGUAUUUAUGCGUGUCCGGAAGAGAUAUACGCGUAUUUGUAUAAUCUAAACGUAAAAUAAGAAACGAUCUCUCACACACACGCAGAGAUGUGUGAUGUCAUAAGCAUCCUAUUUAUCUAGUACGUUAACGUUCAGACGAACGGUCGUUCAGAUCACUGUGGGUGAUAAAUGUGCGAUAUCGUUUAACAAAGAAAUUUAUAAUUGAUACGGAAUCUUACUGCACGUCGCGAGAGCCGAUAUUACUUAUCUUAAUUCUCCAGUUUGUCGAAAAUGAACUCGUCAAGUGCAAAUUUUGCGCUUACAUCAUUAUCCGAAAAAUCAUGCAAACUGCAAUCGAUUAAGUAGCAAAAUUAAAUCUUUCUUCUAAAAGGAUAGAUAGAACUGGAGGAAUUUGAUGCGACCGACUGAUGAAAUACGACAUAAAAUUUCUAGUAAUGUGUUCUGUUACAUAUCUCUCUCGAAGCAAUUAACUCUUUGAAGCAAUUACUUUUUGCAUUUUAUGGAUCUCUUUUUUAGAGAUAUUUUAAUUGCAAAUUUUCAUCUUAGGAAUCACUCACAUAAACAAACUACGAACGUACGACGCCACGCGACUUGAAAAUCAAUCACAUAAUUGUUAGUAAAUCAUUUUCCUGCAAUUCAUUUAUCAUUAUCAUUGCUGCAAUUCAUUUAUCACUAUCAUGAAAACAUUGGUUUUUUAUUUUCUUGGAGUGAUAGACAAAUUUUGAGUUCUUUUCGAUAUUAUCCAUAAUAUCACCUUCCUUGCGUCAUACAUAUGAUUGAAUAAUUAUCAUCCAUAAAACAAUACGAUUGCGCACGGUUACUACGCGAUGAUUAUCGCCGCAAAUAAAAACGAUAAGAAUGUAUUUUUUCACAUAUGUGCGUUAAUUCUAAUCGCACGAUCGAUUACGAUCUAUUCCAUGACAAGAUAAUCUACGCGAAAAAUCGAAGCCCAAUUACAACAUUCGAUGGUGUCGGAACUAUCUUGAGAGAUUGGCAGUUUUUGCAAUAGAUAUGACAAUUCUGCAUUCGUGAAAAGUAAGAUAAACACGAUUUAUGUAAUUGCCAUAGCUCCCUAUAUAAAUGUAUUGAUUUUUAGGCAAUUAUAUGUCGCCUUUUAAGAACUAAGGGUCACAAUUUUUGACUAUCAUUAGAAUUUAACUAGAUUAGAUAUAAGAGAGAAAUAUCGUAAAAUUAGCAUGUAAGGGAAAACUCUGUAGACCUCUCUCUCUCUUUUAUAAUUAUCUUACAAAAAAUUCCGUCACUAUAUGUGAUAGUGACCCAUAUAGGGACGUAUGUGUCUGCUCCUUCGCGAUUUAUAAUUUGAGAAUUUAUUCAACGUUUCUUAAAUUUAUUAUAACAGAUAACAGCAGAAUUUAAGUGCAUUUUUCUUGCUAGGAUUCAACGAUAAUAAAAAUGAACGUUAUUUGCUCUAUAAAAUUAGACGAAUUAGAAAUGAAAUUGAUCAAAAUGAUUUUGUGAUGCACAGAGUUCUUAAAUUUUAGGGUUGAUCUAACUUGAGAAUCUUGUGUUGAAGUUAUUCCUUUCUAUUUUAAUUCUUCUAAUAGAAUUAAAAUAGCUAAUUUUUUAUAUAGAAAUUAUUAUACUUAGCCCAGUGAAAUAUUUCCAAUUCCAUUUUGAACAGUUAUCUCGAUUGUCAGAAAUAUAAAAUAUUAGUUUUCACAGAUUAGAAAGAAAUGAAAAAAAAUUUACUUUUGAAAUAAUUCCAAAUCUUGAAGAUUAAAAAUUUAAUUACGCAAAAUAAAUUUCUGUGAGUUUCUUUUAAUUCUCUGUUGUUUAUAAAGUGCGAUUGAAACCAUCGGAGUUCAAGUUCUUCAGAUACACAGUUCCGACACCCUCGAUCGAAUCCGUGACAUUCGAUCACUACUAAAAAAAAAAAAAAAAA